Messenger RNA from Protopterus annectens (West African lungfish), 1486 nucleotides. RefSeq names its product zinc-binding protein A33-like. The transcript is spliced from 6 exons. The coding region runs from base 267 to 1475 and encodes 402 amino acids. Lineage: Eukaryota; Metazoa; Chordata; Ceratodontiformes; Protopteridae. The record is from RefSeq and is a predicted model, not a curated record. Gene Ontology annotation, molecular function: zinc ion binding. Gene Ontology annotation, biological process: regulation of DNA-templated transcription.
ACUUUCUGUGCUCUGAAAAUGAAACUGUAAUGGCUUGUUGCUAUUGACAUGGCUUUGGUCUGUGCUGUUUGUAUCAUGCUAAUUUGUCAAUUUUUCUGAAACUCUAUUGAUGACUCCAGCUGAAUAGGGUCUUUGUUAACAAGAUUUUACACAGUGUAACAAAACUUUCCUGUUCUGAGUAUAGAUGGGAACUUCCCUUUGAAAAGGUCCAGAGUGAACUGAAAGCUGAUCAGUAUGAUUCCUAGGAACUGAAGCUGCGGCAUUUAAUGCAGGAAACAGACUGCCAAGACAAAGAACAGAUGCAGAAUAUGUGUGCUACAAAUGGGGGAACAGAGCAGUGCUGUGGGGAGCACAGAAGGGGACUGAAGUUGUUCUGCCGGGAGGAUGAGGCCUUUAUUUGUGUUCUGUGUGUUCCCAGACAUUCAUGUCACAGUUUUGUGCUCCUGCAUGAGGCCGUCAGUGUGUAUAAGGAAAAAUUGAAAACAUCAUUGUCAUCCCUGGAACUAAAAGUCAGAGAUCUUAAAGAUUUACAAACCAAGAAUGAGACAGAAUUCCAGGAGAUACAAGAACGUGCUGUUAAUUUGGAAAAAUACAUUGCAGAAGAGUUUGUAAAACUGCACCAGUUUCUCCAUGACAAAGAACAAAAACUCAUUUAUCAACUUAACAGCAAAGCAUCAGAAAUUCUGAAAGAAAGCAAAGAAAAUCUUGAAUGCUUUAAAACUGGCUUUACAGAAAUCCACUCAGCAGCAUCUGAUACUAACUUGGAAAUAAAAAAAGAAGUAGACAUUCUGGAAGAGAGAAAUGACACAGACUAUCUGACAACCACUGAGGAAUCAGUGUCCGGUGACACCUCAAAACAUGGAAAACACAAAGCUAAUGGAGUUCUAUCAGAACAUGCUGUUAAUUUGGAAAAAUACAUUGCAGAAGAGUUUGUAAAACUGCACCAGUUUCUCCAUGGCGAGGAACAAAAACUCAUUUAUCAACUUAACAGCAAAGCAUCAGAAAUUCUGAAAGAGAGAGAAGAAAAAUUUGAAUGGUUUAAAACUGGUGUUACAGAAAUCCACUCAGCAGCAUCUGAUACUAACUUGGAAAUCAAAAAAGAAGUAGACGUUCUGGAAGAGAGAAAUGACACAGACUAUCUAGCAACCACUGAGGAAUCAGGGUUAGGUGACACCUCAGAACAUGGAAAACACAAAGCUAAUGGAGUUCUAUCAGCUCCAGAAUCCUUUGAAGAUGUUGCUGUUACGUUCUCAGCAGAGGAGAUGAAGAUGUUAACAAAACAAGAGAAGGAGCUUCAUAAGGAAGUGAAGUUAGAGAACUAUGAAACCUUAGUUUCAGCAGGUUACAAGAUCCCCCCAGAGGCAUUGUUAGUGCUACUUAAAGAAGAUAAUGCUGAACUGCAAGUGAAUGACAAGAAGGCGAUAAACAGAACAGAACACAAGAAUAAUUUUAAAGAAAAGCCAGACAGUAAGUGAACAGCUUAUUA